UUUGACUGACAAUGAUUUAAAGUGAGUCAAUAGUGGUAGAUCAAAAUAUGUCAAACCUAAAUAGAAUUUAUCUGUCUACGAAAAUUAUCAUCUUUAUUUAAAUUCAGCUAUUUAUUAAAAAUUUAAAUAAGCAUAUAAUUGGCAAAGUUUCAGUGCUAUCUUUGACACAUAAUUUGAAUGAAAUGUUAUAUAAAAUUCCUAAAUAAAAGUUAACACAAGACUCAAAAGUAUGACUGCUAAAGAAGGCAAGAUUUUUGCUUCGUUUGAUUCCUUUCGGAAUUAUAUUUCAGUGAUUAGUAAGAGGAAAUCUUUUAGAUAUGGUCUGCCUUUUAUAUUACUAGUAAUAGGAGGAUCAUUCGGUCUUAGAGAAUUUGCACAAGUAAGAUAUCAAUUCUCCCAAGUCAAAGGAGUCAGUAGAGAAGAAGCUCAAAAAAUGGGCCUCAAUAAAACUAAAAAUGUUACAUUAGAAGACACAUAUGAAGAAAUAAAGAAUCUUGAUAUUGAUAAUUGGGAAAAUAAACGAGGGCCCCGUCCAUGGGAAGAACCCACCAGUCAAACCAAAAAGGAAAUGAAAAAGUAGUUGAAAUUAUAAUUAUCUUAAUAGGUAGGAAUAAUCAAAAUGUUAUUCAGAUAAAUAAAUUACAUAUUUUAAUUA
This is a messenger RNA of Amyelois transitella, 655 nucleotides long. It is a transcript of the gene l(3)neo43, whose product is annotated as cytochrome c oxidase assembly protein COX16 homolog, mitochondrial. Gene Ontology annotation, cellular component: mitochondrial inner membrane. The transcript is spliced from 2 exons. Bases 230 to 580 code for a protein of 116 amino acids. Gene Ontology annotation, biological process: mitochondrial respiratory chain complex IV assembly. The record is from RefSeq and is a predicted model, not a curated record. Lineage: Eukaryota; Metazoa; Arthropoda; Insecta; Lepidoptera; Pyralidae.